AUGAAUGAACCCCCUUUAGAAACUCCUCCUAUAGAAACAACCGUACUACUUCUCGGUGAUCCAGGUGUCGGUAAAUCGACCUUUUUAUCCCAACCCCCCUCCAACCUAUCCUCCACCGACACCUCCAACCAAGCACACCUCCUCCUCGACUCCCACCAACCCUUCACCUUCGGCAUCCGCUUCUCCAACAUCCCAUACCGAAUAAAUUUCUACGACACCUCUUCGCCCAUCGACUGGAAAACCUUAACCCCCAAAGUCGUCGUACUCUGUUAUGCCGUCUCAUCACGCUUGAGUUUGAUUAACGCGCAGAGAUUUUGGGCCAAAGAACUCCAAGCCGCCUUUCAAUACGAACUCCCCAUCCUCCUCCUCGCUCUCAAGCGAGAUCUACGAUCGGAAAAAGAUCCGAACGGCAUUAUCUAUCCGCAAGAGGGCCAUCGUGUUGCGCAGGAAUUGAGAUGUGAUCGAUAUAUGGAAUGUUCAUCCCAAACCGGCGAGUUAAUAUCCGAAGUAUGGGAGGACAUUAGUCGAACCGCCGUCUUAGCUGCUGGAGGAGGGAGAGCCGGUCAGAAUGGUGAUCGGGGGUUGAGUGACGGGGGGUGUGUGAUUAUGUAA
Sclerotinia borealis F-4128 is the source of this 612-nucleotide messenger RNA. Lineage: Eukaryota; Fungi; Ascomycota; Leotiomycetes; Helotiales; Sclerotiniaceae. The record is from the annotation of a GenBank genome assembly.